CUCACUCCUUCAUGUGUUCAGACUUGUGCAACAACUUUGUCCUAACUCUGUGCUCCGUGUAAAGUUGUCUGUGUAAACUAUGUGCGCUGACUGCCCCACUUCGGGCAAAGACAAGGAGACGAACUUAAAGCCAGGCGGGAUGGAGCCUCAAACAAAGCCGGAGCUGGGUCACGGUGCUGAAGGUGUUUGUCAAGGAGGAUGCGGGCUUCUUCUGACCGGGGAGGAGCACUGCUGCGUGGACGCUCUGCGCUCGGUCACCGAUGCCCUGGAGGAAAGAAGUCUGACUUUGGAGCACGAAGCUCGGAUGUCGAGGCUGAGGUGGAACCGGAGGGAGCAGUACCUGUUAGCCCAGGUGUCCAACCUGCAGAACGAGGCUCAGCUCGCUGCUCUCCAGUACCAGAGGAGACUCCACCAGUACAUGCUGCACAUCAACAGCAUAGCAGAGCAGGUCUCAGGCUACUAUAAGAGAGAAUUGGGAGCAACUUCUGACAAGCAGAGCCAGGUUUCUGACACAGCAACAUGUGCAGAAGAAGAGCAACUCAAAGCACCUGAGGUGAAUGGAAAGGAGCUGUCCAAGUCCAGCCAUGAGGAGACCGUGGAGGCCUUUCGUGCUGCCAAGGAGCCCGUCGUGGUGCAGGUCAUCAGGCGGACCCCUAGCGGCCGCCCCCACGGCCCCCCUCAGGAAAUCCAUGUGGUGGAUGUGUGCACUCAGACCGACAUCACCUUUGAACACAUCAUGGCCCUGGCAAAGCUCCGACCCUCCACCCCUCCUGUGCCUGACGUCUGUCCAUUUCUACUCUCUGACAGCUGUCACUCUCUUCAUACAAUGGACCAGGAUUACUACGACGGGACGGACUACCUCUCACCUGUUCCAGCUGAUGGAGAGAGGGGGGAGGAGUUUGAGUAUGAGGAAGUGGAACUGUGUCGACUAAACAGCCAAGAGAAACUGGGACUAACUCUGUGCUACAGGACAGAUGAAGAGGAGGACGUGGCCAUCUAUGUCAGUGAGGUCAGUCCAAACAGCAUUGCCGCCAGGGACGGACGUAUCCGGGAGGGGGAUCGCAUCUUACAGAUUAAUGGCCAAGACAUACAAGACCGAGAAGAAGCCAUGGCUGUGCUCUCCAGCGACGAGUGCAGAAACAUUGUGCUGCUGGUUGCCAGGCCUGAGAUGCAGCUGGAGGAAGCCUGGUUGGAUGAUGAGCACAGUGAGUUCCUGGAGCAGCUGAAGAUGGAAAUGCUGGAGGAGCAGCAGAGAGAGGAGAUGGAAUUGGCUGCCUUACAAGAAGAGUAUCAGGAGAGUGAGCAGAGACCUGAGGAUGACGAGCCUACCUGCUCCACACUGCCGCAUAAGGAUAAUCUACUGAGAAUAAAGGAAAGGAUGGAUGGCUCAGAGCAUAAUGUCCUGGCACACAUCCAGAGACGUCUGUCCCAGUGCCUGAGAGACAAUCGGGACACACACCGCACCACCGGCUCCACACGACUGGAAGACAAAGAGGAAGAGGACGAUGAUGAGAUGGAAGGUGAUCGCUUCCAGCAGCUGUUGGAGCUAAAGUGUCAGAUAAGCAACAGCGGCGAGUACGACCUGUUUUACAGUCGCCGCAGCACGAUUGAGUGCAGCAUGGGGGAGCAGGGCGGCGUGCAGCAUGAGUUACGUAUGCUCAAUGAAGAGCUGCGCAACAUCGAACUCGAAUGUCAGAACAUCAUGCAGGCCCACAACCUUCGAAAGGGACAGCAGUCUCCGUCCAAGGGCCACUCUGCACCCUCAACCAAAAACCAAAGCCUCAUUCAAAGUGACCCCUCCAGGGGUAAGCUAGCAGACAUUAAUGAGAGGCUGGAGAAAUCUGACAAAGACAGCUCCAGUGCCUAUAACACAGCUGAGAGUUCACGGAGCACCCCUCUAGCAAUGGACCGCUCCCCGGAGCACUCACUCCAGAGGAUGGUUAGUCUCACCAACCAAAGGAACCUCUGCAGCGGCCUCGCUUCUGGAACCUCCAUUAGUCCAAGUCCAGUGCCAGCCUGUCGUGCUCCAGUUCCGGGCAAAAGCAGCAGUCCAGACCACAGCAAACCUUCCAAGCACACACCUCAGGCUGAGGAGGAGAGCAGAGGAGUUUUAAAGCCAUGUGCUUCCAAGAUUCCUUACUUUUCUCCAUCCCACAGCUCCCAGCACAGACAGGCGAACAUCCCAGCUCACGCCCGCCACUACCAGAGCUACAUGCAGCUGAUCCAGCAGCGCUCGGCUGUGGAGUACGCCCAGAGCCAGCUCAGCCUGCUCAGUGUCUGCAAAGAGCCUCAGAGGCCCAUUAAUGAGCCCAAGAUGGAGUGGAAGGUCAAGAUCCGCAGCGACGGCACUCGCUACAUCACCAAGAGGCCUGUGAGAGAUAAGAUCCUGAGAGAGCGAGCUCUUAAGAUUAAGGAGGAGCGGAGCGGGGGAAUGACCACAGACGAUGAUGCGAUGAGUGAAAUGAAGAUGGGGAGGUACUGGAGCAAAGAGGAAAGGAAGCAGCACCUGGUCAGAGCGAAAGAACAGAGGAAAAGACGAGAGUUUAUGCAGCGUAGUCGCCUGGAAAGCUUGAAGGAGAACCCUCAGAGCAGCAGCGAGGGCCGCAAGGAAGUCAGCAUCAUAGAACUCAGCCACAAGAAGAUGAUGAAGAAACGCAACAAGAAGAUUCUGGAUAACUGGAUGACCAUCCAGGAACUGAUGACUCAUGGUACUAAGGCUCCCGAGGGAGCCAAGGUGCACAACGCCUUCCUCUCUGUCACAACUGUAUAAAGAAAGAUGACACAUUCUACCCCAUGUGGUAUGUGAUACUUGCCUCGUUCAAUGUGGCGUUUUUAUGAGGACAUUAGGAA
This is a messenger RNA of Cheilinus undulatus (humphead wrasse), 2850 nucleotides long. RefSeq names its product PDZ domain-containing RING finger protein 4-like. Bases 80 to 2770 code for a protein of 896 amino acids. Lineage: Eukaryota; Metazoa; Chordata; Actinopteri; Labriformes; Labridae. Gene Ontology annotation, molecular function: protein binding. The transcript is spliced from 9 exons. The record is from RefSeq and is a predicted model, not a curated record.